AUGACCAUGGCGAAAGAGGACGAUAAUCAGCAAGUCUUUUCAGAAUCUACGGGGGAAGAUGCUCGCCUGGAAAAUUUGGGCUAUGAGCAGGAGCUCAAACGGACCUUUGGGUUGUUGGGUAUGAUUGGCUUCAGCUUCAGCGUGGUUACUUCAUGGACGGCUCUAAGCGGUGUAUUCAUUGUCGGCGUCACAUCCGGCGGCCCUCCAGUCAUGGUGUUCAGUUUCAUUGGCGUGAGCCUUCUCACACUAGCAGUAGCCAUUCCAAUGGCAGAAAUGUGCUCUAUGUAUCCUGUUGCAGGAGGCCAAUACUCCUGGGUUGCGGCUUUAGCACCUCCGAGUAUCGCGCGAGGGCUUUCUUAUAUUAGUGGCUGGUUCAUGCUCAUCGGUAUCCUCGCAAUGGGAGCAACAAAUAACUCAAUCGGAGCCAACUUCGUCCUCGGCAUGGCCAAUCUCGUCUUCCCCGAUUACACGAUCGAGCGCUGGCAUACUGUCCUGGUAGCUUAUCUAGUGGCAUUUAUGGCGACAGCAAUUAAUAUAUGGGGCCCCCAUCUCCUGCACCGCAUCUCCCGAUUCAUCCUGAUCUGGAACAUCGGCUCAUUUCUCAUAACCACAAUCGUCCUGUUAGCGACCAAUGACCACAAACAACCUGCAUCAUUUGUGUUCUCCGAGUUCCAAAAUUUCUCAGGUUGGGGAUCAUCAAUGGCGGCCAUCGUAGGUAUCCUGCAAGCCUGUUUCGGCAUGUGCUGCUACGACGCUCCAUCACACAUGACCGAAGAAAUGAAGUCAGCUUCCAAAGAAGCUCCUAAGGCUAUCAUCCUCUCGGUCGUCCUCGGCGCUGUAACAGGAUUUGCCUUCUUGUUAACCCUCUGCUUCUGCAUUGGUGACAUCAACACCACUGCCAACACAAGCACCGGCGUACCUGUCAUCCAGAUCCUCUACGACUCCACAGGAAGUAAAGUCGGCACAUGCUUCUUGGCGAGCAUGAUUGCUAUCAUCGUUAUAGUAGCCGGAAACAAUCUUUUAGCGGAGGGCUCCCGUUCGGUGUACGCCUUCGCCCGAGACCACGGCCUUCCGUUCUCGCACAUCUUCUCCAGAGUAGAUAGCAAGAGUCAUGUUCCAGUCAACGCUGUCCUCCUUACUCUUGUUGUGCAGCUUGCUUUGGAUGCAAUUGACUUCGGCACAACCACCGGUUUCGAAACUGUUAUUGCUAUUUCCACUGAGGGAUUUUACCUCUCCUACGCCAUAGCCCUAUUUAGCCGGCUCCUCGGCUUCAUAACUGGUCAUAAGACACACAUGAAGGGCCCCUUUGCCCUCCCUCAGUCUAUGUCCAUCGGUCUCAACAUCCUCGGUCUACUGUUCCUGCUCUUCGCGGCCAUCACAUUCAACUUCCCGACCGACUAUCCUGUUACACAUGAAUCUAUGAACUAUACCUCCGCAGCAAUUGGGGUCAUUGGAUUGGUAAGUACGGUGACGUGGAUAACAACGGGUAGGAAGCAAUUCACCGGACCACAAGCCAUGAGUGUGCUCAAUGGGCAUGAGAGGCACGAGAGGGGAGAGAUAGGUGAACAUCACUGCUUCUGUGAAGACUGCUUGGCUAAUGAGGGGGACGAUGAGGAGGAAGUUCCGAGUGAAGAAGAGCUUUGUGGUCUCUUUGAUCUCGUGAAGUGGACUGUUUGCUAUGCGGAGUUUCACGGGAAGUCCGUCCGUGCGCUGCACUUGAGACGGUGUGUUUAG
Aspergillus oryzae RIB40 is the source of this 1734-nucleotide messenger RNA. RefSeq names its product putative GABA permease. Gene Ontology annotation, biological process: amino acid transport; transmembrane transport. NCBI's taxonomy places the organism in Eukaryota, Fungi, Ascomycota, Eurotiomycetes, Eurotiales, Aspergillaceae. The transcript has 6 exons. The record is from RefSeq and is a predicted model, not a curated record. Gene Ontology annotation, cellular component: membrane. Gene Ontology annotation, molecular function: transmembrane transporter activity. The coding region runs from base 1 to 1734 and encodes 577 amino acids.